ACAAGAUAAACCAUUAUAGAGCCAUGGACGAUUUAUACCGAUAUCACUUAUCAAAGAUUCAUGAAUUUCAAUAAACGGAUGCACAUUAUUUCAAAUGGAUUUAAAAUUCAAUUUCAAAUAUAUUUUACCUUAAAUUGUAUGUUUUGAAGUUUUUAAGAGAACAAUAAUCAAAGUAAUAUUAGGUCUUAUCCUAAAAAAUCACAAUGUACAAAGAGCCAACAGUCAUAAAAGCUGAAGUGAUGUACGCAUUACAAGAAUGCCGUGACAGAUGUUUGCACCACGGUACAAAAUUGUAUGUAUUUAAAGUUUAAUAUUACCUCCAUGUACUUAGUAUAAAUAAUUUGUAUUCUUCAUAUUAUCAUGUAUACUUUUAUAUAGCUUAAAUUUAAUUAUUACAUUUUUUGGCAGUUUAUCAGAAAUUUUGGUUACACUUAAAGAUAUUCCUCCAUUUUUUGAUUGUGAAAAUGAAGAUAGCGAUUCUAUACGGUUUGAGUUUGAACCAGCAUUCACUAAUUUAGAAGAUUAUCUUGUGUAUUCCAAAGCACGUUCAUAUUUUGAUUUAGAAGAUUACCCGGGGUAAUUUUAUACAUCUACCUGUUAGGUCCGCUUUCAUAAAAGUAAAAAAUACAUUUAUCUGAUUAUUAAACUGAGUUUAUGACCUGCUAACUGAUCGCAGUAGGUUGGUUUUCUUGUAAACUGUUUAAAAAUCAAUUUUUGCGUUUAUGAAAACGGAUCUGAUAAUAUCAUGUAUACUUGGUAUAUUCAAAUUUAUUUAAUGUAAAUUUAAUACAAUUUUCAGUUGUGCACACAUAGCAAAAUAUACAAAUAAUAGUAAAUCUAUGUUUUUGCACUAUAUGGCCAGAUACCUAAGUAUGCAUAAUGAAUCUAUUUAUGAGCGUACUAAUAUAUUUGAUUCGUAUAAACCUUUGAAUAUGCGCAAAUUUAUGGAACUAUUAGACGAACUUUUAAUACUUAAUGUGUAUGGAAGUGAAGAUGACUCAGAAGAAGAAUCUGAAGAUGAACCACAGUCCCAAGCCCCUCAACCCCAAGCUUCUCAGUCUCAAGUCUCUCAGCCUCCAACCUUACUUUUAUCCGAACAAACAUUAAAAUACCUUAUAAAAUGUACAAGUACUGAAUCUGUACAACAGCAGGAAGACUAUACUACCCCUAAAGGUAGACGAUGCAGUAGACGAUCCCGUAGUCAAAGAAUUGAAAAAGCUACUCUAACAAUUGGGAAAAAAAAUAGUAAAGUUACAAAACGAAACAAUACAACUAAAAAAGUAAAAGUUAGUUCAAUGUCGACCACUCAGUCAGAAAUAAAUACACUUUCUGUUGAUUACAAAGAAUCUCGAAAUAAACGAGAAGAUCCAUAUUUACUAUGGCUUACAGCUGUUAUGUUAAAAAAAGUAGAUAGAUGUGAUGAAGCUGUUGAUUUACUAGUUAGAGCAAUUCGUUUACAGCCUUGUUAUUGGGGAGCUUGGAUUGAACUCUCAACAAUGAUUAAAGACAUGAAAAUGGUAAUAGAGAAAAAACAAUAUUUAUUGCACUUAAAUUUAUUUGUAUUAUUGUUUUAAAUUUGUUUAUUAAAUUGUUAACUUUUCAGUUUGAUGUAUUGAACAGGCGACUCACUCUAAACAAUGAAUAUCAUUGGAUGCAUCUACUUUUCAUUGCACAUGUGUUAAUUGAAUUUCAAAUAAUCGACCGAGCAGUAAAAAUAUACAAUGAGAUUUUGAACAGUGGUCAUGAUGCUUUCCAAAGUUGGCCAUAUUUACAUUCUCAAUUAGCUAUUGCUCAUCAUAACAAGCGAGGUAAAAAUGGUAAAGAAAUUUAUAUUCAAAACAUUUUCAUUAUUAUCAUACUUUACUUAAAAAUAUUAAUUUUUACACAGAAAUAUCAUACUCGAUUUUAUCAUUCAGUAAUAUUAUAAAAUUGGAUCCAUAUAGGAUAGACAAUUUUGAUCUACUUUCAAAUCUCAUGUAUGUUUGUGAUAAUCGUGAAGAAAUUGUAGUUUUAUCUAAACAUGUUGCGUCUAUUGAUCGUUACCGCCAAGAAACAUUAUGUGUCCUUGGUAAGAUAUUAAUAAUUGAUAAAUGCUUAAAAACUGAGUUUAGAAUUGAAAGCUGGUUUUUUAUCCUAGUUGGUAAAUGGUUGUUAUUUUAUUUAUUAUUAUAGUAUAAGAUUACAUUUUUUUUGUUUGAUUUUACAUUUUCCGUUAUAUUGAUUAUAUUGAUGUUAUUAUUUCUAAAUUUGUACAACUCUUUAUAUUAAAUUUAAAAAUAAUAUUUGUAUUCCGUUACAUUAAAAUAUUUGCCUUCUAUUUAAUAUUUACUAAAAUCCUAAAUCUAAUAAUUUGAUAUAUUUGUAAUAAAUCUAAAUCUCAAUUUUAUACAAUAUAUUUAUCUAAAUACUUUGGUAUAUUAUUUCAAUACAAUUUGAUCAUGUUUAAUUUGUGUUUAGGAAAUAUGUAUAGCUUAAAAUGUGAUCAUAACAAAUCAGUUUUGUAUUUUAAAAAAGCUGUAAGAAUGAAUCCAUUCAAUGUAACUGCUUGGACUUUACUUGGACAUGAAUACAUUGAAAUGAAAAACUCUUAUGCUGCUAUUGUAUCAUAUCGACAAGCUUUAAGUAAGUAAAAUUUUAAGACCAUAAAAUAUUUAAAAAGUUGAAUUCUUUAUUAAUGAUAUGUUUUAUUAAUUUUGAAAUUAAUUACUUUAGUAAGUAAAAAUAUAAGUAAUAAAUGAAAUGUUUACCACAUAGAAUUAAUUUGUUCUGAUUUUCUAAAAUAUGAUUGUGAUUAAUCAAUUCAAAUUUUCACUUACACUAAUUAAAUUAAAGAUAUGUUACAAAUCUAAAAAGAAUAAGAAGUUGAUGUAUUUCCACCACAAGUAGGUUACUAUUGUAGGAGCAACAUUUGAACGGUAAUGGAUGUAGGUCAAUUUAAUUUUGUAUACUGACAGUAAUGAUAAUUCAAUACAUACAAUAAAUUCCUGAGUGAAGUAUUUCGUUUUUUAUUCCUUGUAGGUAAGGUGACCUAGAAAUCAAUAAAAAUAAAACUUAUCUAUUGGCAUAUGUUGUUAGUAUUUUAUUUGUAAAACUUAUUAGAAAUCUAAAUAUCAUUUCAAAUAAUUAAUAAUUAUUUAAAAAAUUCCACAUCAUUGUGUAAUAUAUUUAAGGUAUAAUAUAAAGUAAAUAAUAAACUAUUUUUACUUAUCGAAAAAAAACAGUUAUUAGUUUAAUUAAUAGCUUCUUUGCUAUACCCAGAAUAUUAAAAUAUAAUAAAUUAAUACAAUUUAAAUUAAAUUUUUGCUGCUAAUAGCUUGUUAGUUAUUAUUAAUGAUAUUUAAUAGUAAAUUUUUAUAUUUACAGAAAUAAACAUAAGAGACUACAGAGCUUGGUAUGGGCUUGGGCAAAUAUACGAAUUAAUAAAAUUACCGAAUUAUGCAUUAUUUUAUUUUGCACAUGCCCGUGAACUGAGGCCCAGAGAUUUCCGUAUGCUACUUGCAUUAGGAGAAAUGUUUGAACGUACUGAUCGUAUCUAUGAAGCAUUGGCUUGUUACUAUAAAGCCUUGCACUAUGAUAUUGACGGAACAAUAUUAUUUAAACUUGCGAAGUAUGUUAAAUAUUAUUUAUUUAUUAUAAACACAAGAAAUAAGAUAAUUUUGUAAAUAAUAAUUUAUAUGUAAAAAUAAAUAAAUGCCUGGAGUAUUAAGAUAUGUGUAUUGUAUGACUGGUUUAGAAUUAAAAAAUCAUCUUCAAGUAAAAUCACAAAGCCAAAACGUAAAAUGUGCCUGAAAUAAUAUGAAAAAAUAAAUUAAGAAAUACAUAGAAAAAAUUAUUCAAAUUGAUCAUUUUACAUAGAAAUAAUUUAUUUUAAUAGGAGAGAUUAUUUAAAAUGAGUUAUUAUUAAACAUAGACAUGUUAAAAAAUAUAAAUUAUUAUCUAAAAUGUAUUGAUAUAAGAUAUUAUUUAUUUGUGAUUUACUCAAUGAUGGUUACUAUGGUAACCAUAGUGUUACAUUUUUCGCAUUGUAAUAAGUGUCACAAAUUAUUAACUUACCCCAAAGCAAAAUAUCAUAUCUAUUGAUAGUUAUAGAAGACAUACAUUUAUUUUUGGAGAUUUUAAGCUUUCUUACAUCAAUUAUUUAUUAAAUUAUAAUUUAAAUAUUUUUAAAGCAUUUUAUAUUAAAAUAAGAUGUUCUAGAAAAUUCACUAUAAAAUAAAACACCAUCCAACCUGUCAAAUCAUUGCUUUGCUGCUAAAUAUUUAUUAUCUAUUCACAUUUUGUCCUUUCUUUUUUCAUGAAUCUAUGGAUUAUUAUUUAUAAUUUUAAUUAAAAUCUAUUUCUUGUUUAUUUUUUAAAUGAUAAUUAAUGAUUAUACUAACAAAUAUUAACUGAAAAUCCUUUGCAGAAACAUUUUUUAACAACUAAACACUUAAAAAUAUGAUUUUUAUGUCAAUGUUCUAUUUGUACUACAAGUGAUUUACCUAGAUAUUGUAUAUAUAAUAUAUUAUUAGCGUUUAAUUUAUAUGUAUUGUGUACCUUUUAUAGACAUUAUGACAAAUUUGGUGAUAACAGUAACCAAACAACUCGUGAAUAUUUUAAUGCAUUGAAUAAAAAAGCUAUGAAAACGGCAAUGAAAAAUAAAUCUGAUAUAGAAUUGAAUUUGAUAUUAAGCAAAAUAUAUUUAUAUUUGGGUCAUCAUAAUAUGGAUACACAACAUUACGAUAAAGCUAUUAGUUUAGCAGAAAAAUGUCGUAAUUUAUGCAUUGAAAUGGAAGAGUCAACUAGUCAUUGUUUAGAGGUAUAAAACUAAACAACUAUAUAAUUUAUUUAAAUUAUAUUUAUUUUCUAUCCCUAGGUAUUGGAACAUGUUAGUGCUCUAAUAAAUGAAGUUGAAGCCAGAACGGGAUCUGAUAAUAAUCCAGGUUCAACACCAGGUGCCAAAGCUCGCCGAUUUUUAUUUGCCCUAUAAGACUAGACUAGGUAUUAACUUAAUUGUUGUAUAUGAGUUCCAAGCACCAAGUAUAAGAAUAAAUUUAACUUAAUUUAAAGUUAAGUAUUAUAUCAUUUGUAUUGUUUUAUAUAUUUGACAAAUUGUUAAAUUUAUUUAGUUUUAAUUAAAUACAUAUGUCCAUCUUAAUGAAAAUAGAUUUGCCUUUAUAUUGUGAUAAUAAUUAAUAAUUAUAGUUAAUUCUAUUUGAAUUCGGCCAAUGCAAUUAUAUUUUUUUGAAAUAUUGCUCUUUUUGUAUAUAAAUUACAUUUGUUUUUUAUUUCUAUAUAUUUGAUUUCUUAGUAUUGUAUCUAAAUAUUUGUUCUAUAUUUUUUUAUACUUAGUUUUAAACUAUCAUAUGUAUUCCAUAAUAUCACAAUAUCUUCUAAUCCUAGAAUGGCCACAAUAUGGGUAAAUAUAUUGUAUUUACAGUUGCGUGGAAAUAAUAUUUUCCAUAGUUUGGAUUAAAAUAUUUAAAUUUUUGUAGAUUUUUCCCCAAAAUAGAAAUUAUAUCGCACUGCACCGUAUUGUAUCUGUAUAAUAUAGAAUGAUCAUAUGUCCUAUAUUAAACAUGAUGUCCCUUUUUUGUUGUCCCAUUGUCUUGACAAGUUUUGAAUAGGAUGCUUUUUCUCCC
Messenger RNA from Cinara cedri, 5621 nucleotides. The record is from the annotation of a GenBank genome assembly. Lineage: Eukaryota; Metazoa; Arthropoda; Insecta; Hemiptera; Aphididae.